AUGUUGGAGGACGCCCAUUUACGCAUAGCUGUGGCUCGACGAUUGGGAGCACCGGUAUGCCAACCGCACGUAUGUCGCUGCGGAUCCACAGUGGAUAGUCUCGGCCACCACGGCCUGGUGUGUAAGCUGGCAAAAGGAAGACAUGGCACUCAUGCCGUGUUGAACGCUGCAACAAAAAGAGCCUUGAAUUCCGCCAGAGUGCCGUCGACGCUUGAGCCACCGGGACUGGAUAGAGGAGAUGGGAAGCGGCCGGACGGAGUUACUGCCUUUCCUUGGCGCAAUGGGAAGCCGAUGGUAUGGGAUGUCACUGUUGCUGAUACCUUCGCCCAGACCUACAUAGGCCAUACAUCGCGUGUCCCAGGAAGCGCAGCGGAAGUGAGAGAGAAUCAGAAGUUAGGGAAUGAACCUGCAAGCCCGUUGACGCGGGAGUUCCUCGAGAGCUUCCACGGAGACGGGCUAAUUAUCGACCCCGCCUGCCUGGAGUACGGCCGCGUACUGGGCUCGGGCUAUUUUGGGACAGUUUACGAAGGACUCCUUCGUUCGGUGGUUGGCGAGCCGGCAGCAGAUGCCCGGCGGGUGGCUAUCAAGACCAUUCAAGACCUGCCGGAUUUCCUGAAGGAGGGCUCGGUGAUGAAGUACCUGCGGCACGAUAAUGUGAUAAAGCUGUACGGGAUCUGCGUCAGCUCGUUGGACGGGACGUUGACCAGUCCGGGUCUGGUGAUGCCCCUCAUGAGCAAUGGCGACCUGAAUACCUACGUCAAGCAGCAUGAUGUGGUGCCGAAGGAUAUGCUACGCCUUUUGGUGCAGAUCGCCGAAGGGAUGGCCUACUUGUCCAACCAUAAGAUCAUCCACCGAGAUCUGGCCGCGCGUAACUGCUUACUUGACGAUAAACUUAAUGUCCACAUCGCGGACUUCGGGCUCUCCCGCGACCUCUACGAGUCCAGCUUCUACUGCAACCCCAAAUCAAAAACGCAUCUCCCCUACCUCUGGACCGCGCCGGAAUGCUUCCACAGUCCUUACUCUACCCAAUCCGACGUGUGGAGCUUCGGCGUGGUGGUGUGGGAGCUUUUCGAGAAGGGCAAACGUCCCUACGGCGGAAUGGAUUGCAUGAUGCUGCGGGACUUACUGGACAAUGGUUUCCGUCUGGGGCGCCCGGCCAGCUGCCCCCCAGAAGUGUACGCUCACCCGUAUGAUCUGAUGGAACAGUGCUGGAGCCAGGUGCCGGCUAGCCGUCCAACCUUCUCGUGUCUCUGCGUCGAUCUGCGCGACAUCCAGAACGCCCAGCAGCUGAACGGCAGUGCGCCGCGCUAUGAUAACGUCUGCGCGUUGCCGCCCAGGAACGACCCCGGCGACAGCGACGGGGGGAACGCGACGGCGGGCAGCAUUUUCCUGAACGCGGGCUACUUUGCCGCGGCGGCCGCGCAGGAGAAUUGA
Messenger RNA from Paramacrobiotus metropolitanus, 1434 nucleotides. RefSeq names its product tyrosine-protein kinase Mer-like. NCBI's taxonomy places the organism in Eukaryota, Metazoa, Tardigrada, Eutardigrada, Parachela, Macrobiotidae. The record is from RefSeq and is a predicted model, not a curated record. Gene Ontology annotation, biological process: cell surface receptor protein tyrosine kinase signaling pathway; protein phosphorylation; positive regulation of kinase activity. Gene Ontology annotation, cellular component: signaling receptor complex. The transcript is spliced from 7 exons. Gene Ontology annotation, molecular function: ATP binding; transmembrane receptor protein tyrosine kinase activity. Bases 1 to 1434 code for a protein of 477 amino acids.